Molecule: messenger RNA, 5010 nt
Organism: Malassezia sympodialis ATCC 42132
Lineage: Eukaryota; Fungi; Basidiomycota; Malasseziomycetes; Malasseziales; Malasseziaceae
Gene: CHC1
Product: clathrin heavy chain
Biological process (GO): intracellular protein transport; receptor-mediated endocytosis; Golgi to endosome transport
Cellular component (GO): clathrin complex; clathrin coat of trans-Golgi network vesicle; actin cortical patch
Molecular function (GO): clathrin light chain binding; structural molecule activity
Source: RefSeq, a predicted model, not a curated record
AUGGCAGCGGACAAGCCAAUCCACUUUGCAGAGCAUGUCCAGCUGCAGGACCUGGGCAUUGCGCCUGAAAGUAUAUCGUUUGCAAAUGUGACGCUCGAGUCCGAGCUCUACGUUUGCGUGCGCGAGAGCACCGAGUCGGGCAACUCGGUCGCCAUCGUCGACCUCAACGAUAUCUCGCAUGUCGUGCGGCGGCCGAUGAGUGCCGACUCGGCGAUCAUGAACCCCGAGCAGAACAUCCUCGCGCUGAAGGCGCAGCGCCAGCUCCAGGUGUUCAACCUCGCGACGAAGACCAAGCUCCAAUCCCACGUAUCGCCCCAGGACGUGGUGUUCUGGCGCUGGAUCUCCGCCACGGAGCUCGGUAUCGUGACGCCGACGAGUGUGUACCACUGGAGCAUGGAGAAUGAUGCUCCGCCGCAAAAGGUGUUUGAUCGACACGCCAGCCUCGCCGACACACAGAUCAUCAACUACCGCGCCUCGGACGACGGCCAGUGGAUGGUCCUUGUCGGCAUUUCGAGCAACGAUGCGCCGAAUGCCUUCAGGAUCAAGGGCUCUAUGCAGCUCUACAGCAAAGAGCGCGGUGUCUCGCAGCCGAUCGAGGGUCACGCCGCGGCCUUUGUCGAGCUCAAGACGCAGGACGCGCCCUUGCCGUACAAGCUCUUUACGUUCGCUGUGCGCACGGCUACCGGCGCGAAGCUGCACAUUGUCGAGAUUGAUCACGCCGCGGAGAACCCUGUGUUCACGAAGAAGGCCGUCGACGUGUUCUUCCCAGCGGAGGCUGCAAACGACUUCCCCGUCGCGUUGCAGGCCAGUCGCAAGUACGGCAUUGUGUACUUGGUGACCAAGUACGGCUUCAUUCACUUGUACGACCUCGAGACGGGCGCCUGUAUCUAUAUGAACCGUGUCUCGGGCGAGACUGUGUUUGUGGCCGCGGAGCAGAAGAGCUCGCACGGUAUCAUUGCGGUCAACCGCCGCGGCCAGGUGCUGUCGGUGUCGGUUGACCCCCACACGAUUGUGCCGUACAUUUUGCAAACACUCAACAACACCGAUCUCGCCUUCAAGCUCGCCUCCCGUGGUAAUCUGCCCGGCGCCGACGACCUGUACCUUCAGCAGUUCCACUCGCUGUUCAGUGCGGGCCAGUACAGCGAGGCCAUCAAGGUGGCGGCGCACUCGCCGCGUGGCAUUCUGCGCACAGCCCAAACCAUCGAGCAGCUGAAGCAGGUGCCGGCGCAGCCGGGCACGCUCUCGCCGAUCCUGCAGUACUUUGGCGUGCUCCUGGAGAGCGGCUCGCUGAACCAGUACGAGUCGCUGGAGCUUGCGCGCCCGGUCUUGGCGCAGGGCCGCAAGCACCUCUUGGAGAAGUGGCUCAAGGAGGACAAGCUCGAGUGCAGUGAGGAGCUCGGUGAUCUCGUGCGCCAACAGGACAUGAGCCUGGCGCUGAGCGUGUAUCUGCGUGCUAGUGUGCCGAACAAGGUCGUCGCGUGCUUUGCCGAGACGGGCCAAUUCAACAAGAUUGUCCUGUACGCCAAGAAGGUCGGUUACACGCCCGACUACGCCACACUGCUCCGUCAUGUGGUGCGUGUGAACCCCGAGCAAGCGGCGGCGUUUGCGUCGAGCCUUGUUACUGAUGAGGACGGCCCGCUCGUGGAUGUCGAGCGUGUGGCCGACAUUUUCCUGAGCCAGAACAUGGUGCAGCAGGCCACGUCCUUCCUGCUGGAUGCGCUCAAGGACAACAAGCCGGAGCAGAGUGCUCUGCAGACGCGCCUGCUCGAGGUGAACCUACUCAACGCACCGCAAGUCGCCGAUGCCAUUCUGGGCAACCACAUGUUCACGCACUACGACCGCCCGCGCAUUGCGAACCUGUGUGAGAAGGCGGGUCUGAUGCAGCGUGCGCUGGAGCACUACGAGGACCUCGCGGACAUUAAGCGUGUGGUGGUGCACUCGAACCUCUUUGAGAAUGAUUGGCUCGUCAACUACUUUGGCACACUUACCGUGGAGCAGUCGCUCGAGUCGCUGUACGAGAUGCUGCGCGCCAACAUCCGCCAAAACCUGCAGGUGGUUGUGCAGAUCGCGACGAAGUACUCGGACCUGUUGGGCGCGUCCAAGCUCAUCGAGAUGUUCGAGAAGUUCCGCAGCUUCGAGGGUCUCUACUACUACUUGGGCUCGGUUGUGAACCUGAGCGAGGACCCCGAAGUGCACUUCAAGUACAUCCAAGCCGCGACGCGCACUGGCCAGAUUCGCGAGGUUGAGCGCGUGUGUCGCGAGUCGAAUGCGUACAACCCCGAGAAGGUGAAGAACUUCCUCAAGGAGGCUAAGCUGCCGGACCAGCUGCCACUCAUUAUUGUGUGCGACCGGUUCAACUACGUGCAUGACCUGGUGCUGUACCUGUAUCAGAACAUGCUGCUGAACUUUAUUGAGGUAUAUGUGCAGCAGGUGAACUCGACGCGGACGCCGCAGGUAAUCGGCGGACUGCUCGAUGUGGACUGCGACGAAGGUGUGAUCAAGAACCUGCUGGCCUCAGUGACGGGCCCGAUCCCUGUGGACGAGCUGGUCGACGAGGUCGAGAAGCGCAACCGCCUCAAGCUGAUCCUGCCGUGGCUUAAGACACAGAUUGAGUCGGGCAACGAGGACCAGGCGCUGUACAAUGCCAUGGCCAAGAUCAGCAUCGACAGCAACCAGAACCCCGAGGCCUUUUUGAAGGAGAACAACCUCUACGACCCCCUUGUCGUCGGUAAAUACUGCGAGAAGCGCGACCCGUACUUGGCGUACAUUGCGUACGCCAAGGGCUUCUGUGACGACGAGCUGCUGGCGAUCACGAACGACAACUCUAUGUACAAGCACCAGGCGCGCUACCUCGUGCUGCGCCGCAAUCCCGAGCUGUGGGCUAAAGUGCUGAACGAAGAGAGUGUGCACCGCCGUGCGCUCAUCGACCAGGUAACUGCGGUGGCGGUGCCCGAGUCGACGAACCCUGAGGACGUGUCUGCCACGGUCAAAGCGUUCAUGACGGCGGACCUGCCGCACGAGCUGAUCAAGCUGCUGGAGCCGAUUGUGCUGGAAGCAUCGGCCUUCAGCGACAACCGCAGCCUGAAGAACCUACUGAUGCUCACGGCGAUUCGCACGGAUAAGGCCAAGGUGAGCGGGUACAUUGAGCGUCUUGACGGCUACGACGUGGACGAGAUCGCCAAGAUCGCCAUCGACCAUGGUCUGUACGAGGAGGCGUUCCAGAUCUACAGCCGCGCUGGCCAGCAUGUGGAUGCUAUGGACACGCUCGUGAACCACAUUGUGUCGAUUGACCGUGCGCAGCUGUAUGCCAACAAGCUAAACCAGCCCGAGAUCUGGUCGCGCCUGGGUAAGGCCCAGCUCGAUGGCCUACGUGUGAAGGAUGCAAUCGACUCGUACGUCCGUGCCGAGGACCCGUCGAACUUUGAGGAGGUCAUCGAGAUCGCCGAGCGCUCAGGCCGUGAGGAGGAGCUGAUCCGCUUCUUGCAGAUGGCCCGCAAGCAGGCGCGCGAGCCGAUGAUCGACACCGAGUACGCAUACUGCCUCGCCAAGGCGCACCGUCUGGCCGACAUGGAGGAGUUCUUGUCGAUGACGAACGUUGCGGAUGUCCUAAGCGUCGGUGAGAAGUGCUUCAAGGACGAGCUGUACGAGGCGGCGCGUCUCUUGUUCAGCAGCGUAUCGAACUACGCGCGUCUGGCGACGACGCUCGUGUACCUGAAUGACUUCCCUGCCGCGAUUGAGGCGGCGCGCAAGGCAGGAAACACCUCGGUUUGGAAGCAGAUGCACGCUGCGUGUCUGAACAAGGGCGAGUUCAAGCUUGCGCAGAUUGCCGGUCUGGCGGUUGUGCCGCACGCCGAAGAUCUUCCGACGGUGAUCCGUGCGUACGAAGUCAAGGGCCACUUUGAUGAGCUGCUGCAGCUGCUUGAUGCUGCCCUGGGUCUGGAGCGUGCGCACAUGGGCGUCUUUACGCAAAUGGGCGUGGCACUGGCCAAGUACCGCCCAGAGCGCCUGAUGGAGCACCUAAAGCUGUACUGGUCGCGCAGCAACCUGCCGCAGCUGAUCAAAGUCACCGAGAGGGCUCAUCUGUGGCGUGAGCUUGUCUUCCUCUAUAUCAAGUACGACGAGUUUGACAAUGCCGCGUUGACGAUCAUGGAGCACUGCUCUGAGGCGUGGGAGCACGACCAGUUCAAAGCAGUACUGCCGCAGGUGGCGAACGUGGAGAUUUACUAUCGGGCGCUGACAUUCUACCUUGAGCAGCACCCUCUCCUGCUCAACGACCUGCUGACUGUGCUGGUGAAGCGGAUUGACCAUGGCCGUGUCGUGCGCAUGUUCAAGAAGCAUGACCACGACAAUGUGCCGCUUAUUCGCUCGUAUCUUAUGUCAGUGCAGCCGCAGAACGUGGAGGCUGUGAACGACGCGUACAACGAUCUGCUGAUCGAGGAGGAGGACUACGGCACGCUGCGUGUGUCGAUCGAUGCCUACGACAAUUUUGAUGCCCUGGAGCUUGCGCGUCGUCUUGAGCGCCACGAGCUUCUCGAGUUCCGUCGUCUUGCUGCGCAUCUGUACCGCAAGAACGGCAAGUAUGACGACAGCAUUUCGCUGUCCAAGGCAGAUGCGCUUUUCCGCGACGCGAUUGAGACGGCAGCGCACUCGGACGAGCCACAAGUUGCCGAGGAACUGCUGGGCUACUUUGUUGACACGGGCAACAAGGAGUGCUAUGCGGCUAUGCUCUAUGCUUGCUACGACCUGCUGGCUCCCGAUGUGGUCAUGGAAAUGUCGUGGCGCCACGCAUUGAAUGACUUUACGAUGCCGUACCAGAUUCAGCAGGCUCGCGAGUCGCGGAACAAACUGCGCCAACUUGAGAAGGAGGUUCGCGAGCUUGCAGCAAAAGACUCGGCCAAGGAGAAGGAGGACGAGGACGCGCCCAUCCUCGGCCCCGGUGCGUUUGCCAACAAGCUGCUUACGGCCGCUCCGACGGGUGGUAUGAUGAUGCAGCCGACGGGCAUGUUUUAG